CAUGUCACUCUUCCUCUCCGCGCAUGUUCCGCUUUUCCCGUUCAACGUUCUAUCCUACGAUGUCCACGACUCCCUCGACUGCCGGAUUUUCGAAGCGCAGCUGUUCUCCGAAUACCUCUCGGAUUUUCAAGAUUCACAUGAGCAAAAUACCUCAAACGGCGAAAAAGGUGCCAGGAUAGGGAAGAGGUGUACAUUCCCACAAUUGACUGUCGCCUAAUCUUUGUUUUGUACACAUGUAUUACAUAUUGAUACCCGUUACUAUGUAUUGUAUUACCAGCACUACUCUUAUUGUCCCUGUUUUGAAAUCCAAGCCCUUUACGAGGACGGCGUGACUUGCCACUCGACCACCAUCACUAUACGAUGAGCCUCGUUGACAGACCGUUCUAUUCAGCAAGGCCAGAAUGGAAGGACGUUGAGCCUUUGGAACAGUACGAG
Guyanagaster necrorhizus is the source of this 435-nucleotide messenger RNA. RefSeq lists its product as uncharacterized. The transcript has a single exon. Lineage: Eukaryota; Fungi; Basidiomycota; Agaricomycetes; Agaricales; Physalacriaceae. The annotation marks the transcript as partial. The record is from RefSeq and is a predicted model, not a curated record.